Messenger RNA from Castor canadensis (American beaver), 5806 nucleotides. Lineage: Eukaryota; Metazoa; Chordata; Mammalia; Rodentia; Castoridae. The record is from RefSeq and is a predicted model, not a curated record.
GAGUGGCGGCGGCGGCGGCGGCCGGAGCCCGGCCCCAUGGCGCGGGGGGACGCUGGCCGCGGCCGCGGGCUCCUCGCGCUGACCUUGUGCCUGCUGGCCGCGCGCGCUCCUGGAACGAGCCCAGUGUCACCCAGCAAAGCGGGACCAGGGCUGGGAACUGCAUCCGCGCGCCUUAACAAACACGAUCGGGGCCUCUGGCAAGGGGCUCCUGAGUGCACAAGGCACAAGACGGUGGAGGGCCGGAACUGGGGCUCCUUCUGGCUGCCCUGCGAAUGGCUACAGCAACUACUGUGCUCACCCUGGCUUACCUCUUGUGAGCUGCCAUUGACCCAGGAUUCAACUGUGGAGCUGAGCUGUGAUGUGGGGCCACUGCAGGUGAUCCUGGGUCCAGACCAGGUUGCAAUACUGGACUGUAGUCUGGGGGCUGCUGCCGCUGGACCCCCAAUGAGGGUGACAUGGAGCAAGGAUGGAGACACCCUGCUGGAGCACGACUACCUGCACCAGCUACCCAAUGGCUCCCUGUGGCUGUCCCAGCCUCUAGCGCCUGAAGACAGUGAUGAAGAAACCUCUGGGACCUUGGGGGCCGUGGAGGGCAGCUAUUCCUGCCUAGCCCAUAGUCCCCUUGGAGUGGUGGCCAGCCAGGCUGUGGUGGUCAAGCUUGCCACACUUGCAGACUUCUCUCAACACCCGGAGUCUCAGACAGUGGAGGAGAAUGGGACAGCUCGCUUUGAGUGCCACAUUGAGGGGCUGCCAGCCCCCGUCAUUACUUGGGAGAAGGACCAGGUGAUGUUGCCUGAGGAGCCUCGGCUCGUUACUCUGCCCAACGGAGUCCUCCAGAUCCGGGAUGUUCAGAAGAGUGAUGCGGGCUCCUACCGCUGUGUGGCCACCAACUCAGCCCGCCAGCGCGUCAGCCUUGAAGCCCCACUCAUCGUGGCCCGUAGAGGAUCCCUAGUGGCCACCAGGGGGCAGGACGUGGUCAUCGUGGCAGCCCCAGAGAACAUGACUGUGGUGUCAGGACAGAGUGUGGUGAUGGAAUGUGUGGCCUCCGCUGACCCCACCCCUUUUGUGUCCUGGGUCCGACAGGAUGGAAAGCCCAUCUCUACGGAUGUCAUCGUCCUUGGCCGUACCAACUUACUCAUCGCCCACGCCCAGCCCCGGCACUCUGGUGUCUAUGUCUGCCGCGCCAACAAGCCCCUCACGCGGGACUUCGCCACGGCCGCCGCUGAGCUCCGCGUGCUGGCUGCUCCUGCCAUCUCGCAGGCGCCCGAGGCGCUGUCGCGGACGCGGGCGAGCACUGCGCGCUUUGUGUGCCGCGCGUCGGGGGAGCCGCGACCAGUGCUGCGCUGGCUGCAUAACGGGGAGCCGCUGCGGCCCAACGGGAGAGUCAAGGUCCAGGGUGGCGGCGGCAGCUUGGUCAUCACGCAGAUCGGCCUGCAGGAUGCCGGCUACUACCAGUGUGUGGCAGAGAACAGCGCGGGAACGGCGUGCGCCGUCGCGCCGUUGGCCGUCGUGGUGCGCGAGGGGCUGCCCAGCGCCCCCACUCGGGUCACCGCCACGCCACUGAGCAGCUCCGCUGUGCUGGUGGCCUGGGAAAGGCCCGAGCUGCACAGCGAACAGAUCAUUGGCUUCUCACUCCACUACCAGAAGGCACAGGGCAUGGACAAUGUGGAAUACCAGUUUGCACUGAACAAUGACACCACAGAACUACAGGUUCGAGACUUGGAACCCAACACGGAUUAUGAGUUCUAUGUGGUGGCUUACUCCCAGCUGGGGGCCAGCCGCACCUCCACCCCAGCACUGGUCCACACCUUGGAUGAUGUUCCCAGUGCAGCACCCCAGCUCGCCCUGUCCAGCCCCAACCCCUCGGACAUCAGGGUGGCAUGGCUGCCCCUGCCUCCCAGCCUGAGCAAUGGGCAGGUGGUGAAGUACAAGAUAGAGUAUGGUUUGGGAAAGGAAGCAGAUCAGAUUCUCUCCACUGAGGUGCCAGGAAAUGAGACACAGCUUACGCUAAACUCGCUUCAGCCAAAUAAGGUGUACCGAGUCCGGAUCUCGGCUGGCACUGGGGCCGGCUAUGGGGCCCCCUCCCAGUGGAUGCAGCACAGGACAUCUUGGGCGCACAACCAAAGCCAUGUCCCCUUUGCCCCUGCAGAGUUGAAGGUGCGGGCAAGGAUGGAGUCCCUGGUCGUGUCAUGGCAGCCGCCCCCUCACCCCACCCAGAUCUCUGGCUAUAAACUAUACUGGCGAGAGGUGGGGGCCGAAGAAGAGGCUGAUGGCGAUCGCCCCUCAGGAGGACCCGGAGACCAGGCCUGGGAUGUGGGCCCAGUCCGGCUCAAGAAGAAAGUGAAGCAGUAUGAGCUGACCCAGCUAGUCCCUGGCCGGCUGUAUGAAGUGAAGCUUGUGGCAUUCAACAAACACGAAGAUGGCUAUGCCGCCGUGUGGAAGGGCAAGACUGAGAAGGCACCCACACCAGACCUGCCCAUCCAGCGGGGGCCUCCCUUACCCCCUGCCCACGUGCAUGCAGAAUCAAACAGCUCCACGUCCAUCUGGCUUCGGUGGAAGAAGCCAGACUUCACCACGGUCAAGAUUGUCAACUACACCGUACGCUUCAGUCCCUGGGGGCUCAGGAACGCCUCCCUGGUGACCUACUACACCAGUUCUGGAGAAGACAUCCUCAUUGGUGGGCUGAAGCCAUUCACCAAGUACGAGUUUGCGGUGCAGUCCCAUGGCGUGGACAUGGAUGGGCCUUUUGGCUCGGUGGUGGAGCGGUCCACCCUGCCUGACCGACCCUCUACGCCACCAUCUGACCUGCGCCUGAGCCCUCUGACUCCAUCCACUGUCCGGCUACACUGGUGCCCCCCGACAGAGCCCAAUGGUGAGAUCGUAGAAUAUCUGAUUCUCUACAGCACCAAUCACACCCAGCCCGAGCACCAGUGGACACUACUCACCACAGAGGGAAACAUCUUCAGCGCAGAAGUGCAUGGCCUGGAGAGUGACACAAGGUACUUCUUCAAGAUGGGGGCGCGCACAGAGGUGGGGCCCGGGCCCUUCUCCCGCCUGCAGGAUGUGAUCACUCUCCAGGAGAGGCUCUCAGACUCCUUGGAUGUGCACUCAGUCACAGGAAUCAUCGUGGGUGUCUGCCUGGGUCUUCUCUGCCUCCUGGCCUGUAUGUGUGCUGGCCUGCGGCGCAGCCCCCACAGGGAAGCCCUCCCAGGCCUGUCCUCCACAGCCACCAACGGGAACCCUGCACUGUACUCCAGAGCCCGGCUUGGCCCUGCUAGUCUCCCUUCUGCCCAUGAACUGGAGUCCCUUGUGCACCUCCGUGCCCAGGACUGGUCCCCAUCGCCCUCAGAGUUGGAGGACAAGGCUGAAGUGCACAGCCUUAUGAGUGGCAGCGUCUCAGACUGCCGUGGCCACUCUAAGAGAAAGAUCUCUUGGGCUCAGCCGGGUGGGCCGAACUGGGCAGGUUCCUGGGCAGGCUGUGAACUGCCCCAGACUGGCCCCAGGCCUGCUCUGACCCGGGCCUUGCUGCCCCCUGCUGGAACUGGGCAGACGCUGUUGCUGCAGGCCCUGGUGUAUGAUGCUGUAAAGGGCAAUGGGAAGAAGAAGGCACCUCCAGCCUGCAGGAAUCAGGUGGAGGCUGAAGUCAUUGUCCACUCUGACUUCAGUGCAUCCAAGGGGAGUCCUGACCUCCAUCUCCAGGACCUGGACUCUGAGGAGCCCCUGCCUACAGAGGCCCAUGGUCUCACCUCGGAUGUUGUGGAUCUCGGGCAGGGAGCAGACUGGCUGGCCAGAGAGCUGGGAGGGUGUGAGCAGGCAGCCACUAGGCCAGACAGACUUACCUGUCUGUCACAGGCAACCAGUGCCUCCUGCCCCUACCCGGACCUCCAGCCUAGAGAGGCUCUGGAAGAAGCCCCUGGGAACAGCUGCCAGCCCAAAGCCCUCUGCCCUCUAGGAGCCAGCCCAGGCCUGCCCAGAGCUCCGUCUCCUCCUCUGCUUAGCUCCCGAGCAGAAGGUGCAAUUUGAGGCAGGCUGGUAUGACUCACAGGACAUGACACACAUGGCCACACAUGUACACUUGUGUACUGCAGAUAUCACCCAGCCCUUUGGAGCCUCCAAGGGCACCUUGUGUGGGGAGAAGGGAAGAACUGGAUUAUUCACGUCCCCCAUACUCUGACACCUGUGAUAGGUGAGAGACAUAUGAGUCACAGCUACAUGUGAUGUGCACAUGUGAAGCCACGUGUGUGUGUACUGGUUAGUGAGCUGGACUUUGCCCCAGGCAGUGGUCACUACUGCCUAAUUGAUCCUCCAGGUCAGGACAGUGUACCAGAGUGGUCAGUCCCCAGCCCUGUGGGCCCCCACCCCUGGCACCCAGCCUUUUAUUACACACUCUGAGAGUGUCUCCAAUGCCCUGUCUACAAAGACAGCCCCAGCCUACUCCUGCGGGCUGGGCUGAGUGCAAGUAGGCUCUGAGGCCUAACAUUGCAGCCACAUCGCCUUCAUCCUCCCACCCCCACCCUUUAUCCCGCAGCCCAAAUUACCAGAAAGUAAGCCUGGCUCCCCUCCCCUCUCCUCCCUGCAACUCUGCCUAAUUUGGUAAUUUGGGAAGUGCCUGAUUUUGGAAGGCUCCUCUUUCUUCCUUCCUCUUCACUGCUUCAGUGAUCUCUUUUUCUAGUUAACUUGCUCCCCAGUUCUCUUCCUCCAUUGCUUUCAUUCCCGCUCUCCUGUUCCCUCUUUCUCCCACUCUCUUCUGCCUCUCACACUGCUCCAGACUGAACUGUCAUCUGCUUCUCCUGCCUGAGUUCAACCUCUGUGUCCUUCCCUGACAACGUGACUACCUCAUGUCUGCUUCAAGGCCAUAAUGCGACUCCUAUGUCCCCGAUGCUUCCACAUCAGCCCCUCCCCAGGCAGACCCUUCCCCAGAAGACCUUCCCCAGAAGACCUUCUAGCCUCCCUCGCUAGAAGGGCCUCAGGAAUGGGAUGAGAGGAGUCUCCUUAGAGGUGAAUCCAAGUCCCACGGGAAGUUUUGAGACAGGGAAGGGAACUGACCCAGAGCUUUGAGGAAAAUGAUUGCCUGCCUUCUGUUCAGGGAGGCAGGUUUGCUGGAAGAAGGUGGCUUGGACAUCUCUUGCCUGCUGAAGGAGGAGAGGGGAGGGGAGUUAGGGGAGCAGAUGCCCAACCCUGCCCUGCCCUGUGCACCUCGAACCUGAUUAUCUCCAGGGUGCCAGGAGGGAGGUCUUUGCACAGAAAAUGGUUGGUUAAUUUCAUUUUGUUUUUCUUUAAAUUGAAUCCUGAGAUCAGCUUCUGUUGACCUGCCACACAGGGACAAUCUUGAUUUCUAUUUCCAGAGUAGUGAACACCAUGUCAUUUAUCUGAUUUUUCACCCUAGCCCUGUCCUAGGAGUAUAGAAUGUGGACUCUUUGCUUCCUAAUUGCAUCUUUUAAACGUUUUGGCACAUCAAGAGUUAACGCUGUCUUCUGGGCCAAAUUAGAAAGAACCAGUCUAUCUUUCCUUCUUUUUUUUUUUUUUUUUUAAAUGGUAUAAUGUCUCUCAGCAGAGUUGCAGCCUCCUCAGACCCUGAAAGCAUCUGUUUAUUACACUCGGGUGUCAUUCAUGUUUGACAUCCUCACCUACAUUUCCUCCUCCCUCCCUCCUGCAGCCAGCCUAUGAUAACACUAAAGAUUAUUAAUGUUGGUUUUGUGUCUUGUUAAAGACAGAAUUGUCGCUUGUACUAUUUCUGUAGCAUUUGGCAUUGCUGUGGCCAACACCAUUGUGAAUGUUUCAUCCUUGCUCUGAAGGUCAAAAGCCC